Molecule: messenger RNA, 5613 nt
Organism: Tachysurus fulvidraco (yellow catfish)
Lineage: Eukaryota; Metazoa; Chordata; Actinopteri; Siluriformes; Bagridae
Product: kinesin-like protein KIFC3
Exons: 20
Coding region: 403-3171 (922 amino acids)
Biological process (GO): microtubule-based movement
Molecular function (GO): ATP binding; microtubule binding; microtubule motor activity
Source: RefSeq, a predicted model, not a curated record
GAAGGAGGGGGUGGAGUACAAAUAAAUCUAGCUGUAGAAGAGCCCAUCUUAUCAGCACCAUGUACAGUAGAGCUGCAAUCCAGGGCAGAAGAAUGUAGGGGGAUCAGAAUGAAGAAGAAGCAGCUUGAUGUAUGGGUAAGACUACAGACAAGCUCUGGGAACUAAACAAUUCAUUCCACUGCAAGGAACAAAGAGCGAGCGAUGUAAUGUCUGCUGUAUGCUGAGUGAGCAGAAGCUCAAGCUUUAACCUUUCAACAGCUUUCUCACUGAGGAGAUCUAUGUCUUUUCCAAAAGAUCCAGAGGAUUCAUCUGCACUGAUAGAUUUUUUCUAUGUGGAUAUGCCAUGGAUAUGAUUACUGAGAUCAGAUAAGCUGACAGAGAGUAAAGUAUACCUCGGGGAAGAUGUAUGCCUUCUACUCGCUGCUGGUCUACAUCUUCUACACGGUUUUUAAGAAGGAUGAGGAGACUGUGCUUGAAGGGGCAUGUGGAGAGACGUCAGAGGAUCCUGGCCAUGUUUCCAUGGAAACAGGGAGCAGGAGGAAGGGUGGCCACACCCCCAGGUCGGGAAAAAGGCAAUAUGACAGAAUCAGUGAUUCAAGCAGCAGCAGCAGCAGUGAGAGUGAUGAACUGUCUCUCAGUGAUGAAGAUGGCGACGCUGAUGAAAGUUACGCUAUCCCGGCUAAGACACCUUUGGCGGCAUUCUUGUCCUUCAAACAGGAAACGGAAAAGAGGAAAGUUUCCAGUGUCCACACUGAAACAGGAGAAAAGGUGUUCGAGCCUCCUCUGGUGGCAGUGAUGUCUCAUCUACUGAGCUUCCUUGAGCAGUACUCACACCUACAGCAGCUACAGCAGCAAGCUGAGCAGUACCGCAUGCAGCUGCGCAGGCACCGAGUGCAGCACCGGCGAAAGAUGAAAGCUCUGCGUAGCUCUUACAGGCAGCGCCUCCGUGACAAGAGCAGCGUGAUCCACAGCCUGGAGGAGGCCAUUGCUCAGCAGCAAACACCUUCACCUGAUAAUGACACAGGGACUCCAGGCCUGCAUAAGCUGGUGCAGUCUCUGUGUGGCCUGCAGGGGGAGAGGAGUCUGCUGCGAGGUGAGCUGCGUCUCCUCCACUCACAGCUGGAGCAGAGAGAACAGGACCGACACUCCAAAGUACAAGCCUUCCAACAGCAGAUAGAUGAGCUGAAGAGCUGCAUCGAGGAACGGGAAGAAGAGCUUUCCAAACUCCGCAUUGCCUCUGGAGAGACUGACUCGGAAAAGCGCAUGCUGUGUUUGUCAGCUGAGAAUGAGAGUCUGAAACAGAGCCUGUCCGUGACUCAGGGUCUCCUACAGCAGCUGUCCAUCAUCCCAUCUCAGUCCAGCUCACUGCUCAUUAAGGAAAACGAGAAUCUGCGCAGCCGUGUUCUGCAGCUGGAAAGCACUCUGCAGCAGCGAGUGGAGCAGCUCUCACGCCUGGAGCGCCAGAGCGAGCAGGACCAGUGGCGCAGGGGAGAGGAGCUCCGGAGACGAGAUGAGAGAGUGAAAGAGCUUCAGCUCGAACUUGAUAAGGAACGCAGCAAGGAGCCUGUAGUGAAAUAUGUCACUCGGACAGUGGAAGUGGAGUCUCCUUCGACAUUAAGGCAGCUCACCGAGGCCAGGCAGAAAAACGAUCACCUAAAACAGAGGUUGUCCAACGAGAAAGAACGAUGCAAACAGCUGGAGGAGAAAAUCCGACGCUCAGACGAAGUCAGCUGCAAUCUUCAGCAUAAGAUUGCUGCAUAUGAAAGAGAGAUUGGGAGCCUACAGGCAGAGCUGAUGAAGGAGAUCGAACAUCUGGAGGAAAAAAAAGAUGAAGCUGUAAAAGCAGCAGCAAACUGUUCACAGGAGCAGUUUCAGAGCCUGCAGGAUCAGUUCAUGACUCUACAGCAGCGUCUGAACGCUCUUCCUCCCACCCUGCGCUCGAUGAAGACAGACUACGCCAGUCUGCGCAGUCAGGUCCGCAAUUUUGCAGAGUUUUAUGGAUCAGCCAUCAAAGAAGCCAAGAAACAGAUCUCAGCAGCAAUAAAUGAAAUGUCUGAGGCCAAUAAGGACCUGCUGGAGAAAUACAGGAAAGAGGUCGCCCUUCGCAGGAAAUACCACGAGCAGUUGGUAGAGCUGAAAGGCAACAUCCGUGUCCUGUGCCGUGUGAAACCGGUUCUUGAAGAGGACCAGCAUGAUGAGUGUCAGGCUGUCGCUGUGACCACAGACCCACACAAUGAAUCUGCUCUCAGUGUCCUCAGUAAGGGCAAAGCCAAGACCUUUGAACUGGACAAAGUCUUUCACCCUCAGGCUACUCAAGAGGAGGUGUUCCAAGAAAUCGAGCCCCUGAUCACUUCCUGCAUAGAUGGAUAUCAUGUGUGUAUCUUUGCGUACGGCCAGACAGGCUCAGGGAAGACCUACACUAUGGAGGGUCCUGUGGACAACCCAGGCAUCAACCAGCGAGCUCUGAAACACCUUUUCAAUGAGAUCGAGGAAAGGAAAGACAUGUGGAACUACACGAUCACAGUCAGUUCAGUGGAAGUCUACAAUGAGGUUCUCAGAGAUCUGCUGAGUAAAGAUGGAGAGAAGCUGGACAUCAAAAUCAAUCCAGAUGGCACGGGUCAGCUCCAUGUUCCUGGUCUCAGGAUCAAAGAAGUCAAAAACUUUCAGCAUAUCAAAAAAAUCCUGGCAACAGCACGGAGAAACAGGAUAACGUUUGGGACACAAAUGAACCAACAUAGCUCUCGUUCACACGCUCUGCUCACCAUCACAGUGCAGGGAACAGACCUCGCCACCGGCACCAAAACCACCGGGAAGUUGAAUCUGGUGGACCUUGCUGGUUCGGAGCGAGUGUCCAAGUCAGGGGCGGAGGGUGAGCGGCUGAAAGAGGCCCAGAACAUCAAUCGCUCACUGCUUGCACUGGGAGACGUGAUCCAGGCCCUUAGGGGCCGCCAGACCUACAUCCCCUUCAGGAACUCACGCCUUACGUAUCUGCUGCAGGACUCACUGGGCAAGGGCAACAAAACCGCCAUGGUGGUGCAGAUUUCCUCACUGGAAAGGAAUGUUGAAGAGACUCUGUGCUCGCUGAAGUUUGCACAGCGGGUGUGUAAAGUGGAGCUGGGCCCUGCAGCACGCAAGAUUGAAAGCGGAAGCCAUUGUGACAAUUACUCCUAAAGCUAAUAUCACCAGCACACUUCUGCAAGUUGAAAUCAAGGAAUAUAUCCAUCCCUAAGUGUUUGCUUUUGUCUAAGACCUCUAACGAGACUUCCAGAUGAUUUUAAGGGCUACGGUUCAGGAAGCCACACAAGUAGCAUCUAUUUCUUACUGCUGAGUAUUCGCAAGAGCCAUGCCUAAUGCCUGAACAGCUGCGGCUCCUUCCUAUCGCCUGAGCGGCAUGUCAGGGUGCAAUAUCCGUGCAGGCGGGUUGCUCCGCUGCACUACACUACACUACACUACACUACACUACACAACCACAUCGUCUUGCUUGAUAAAUGACAUUUUAUUGAUCGGGCACGCUCGAGUGCAUCGAAAAAUAAAAGGUCAUGAAUUUAUCUACUAUAACAACUACAUCAUCACUUCCUCACACGUCGACGCUGCUGUAAUGAUCUAUUUAGACAUUUUCAGGAUAACGCUGAUCCACUCUGAGGUGAUGAAAAUGUGUUGAGCUUUUGUGAUUAUGUAACUGUAUGAAGCUAGUUUUUGUGUUCACUCCACUCCGUUGUAGACCAUCGUAUGUGCUAAGGUGUGGUCAUUCUAGACGGAUGUACUGACGGGCACAAAUGUGUGGCACUCUGGGAAACCUACCAGGCAUUGCUUGAUAGAACAAGGGGGAAAAAAGAUGACAACUUGGGCUUUGGACAUUCUGGCAGUAGUUCUGCAGCUUUUGAAAACCUUAAAUACACUUAAAUCUGAGCACGCUAUUAGGAACACUUUACUAAUACUAGUAAGGCCUCACUUACAGUUCUUCAUGGCAUUGAUAAAUUCCUUUGUGAUUCUGGUCCAUGUUAACGUUCCACUUUCAUGACUUGAAUCUCCCGUUUUAUCACAUUCAAAAGAUCUUAUAAUGGAUUCAGACCUGGUGACCGGGAAGGUGACUGUACCACACUGAAUUCUUUUAAGUGCAGACAUUUGCUUAGUGUCAUGCUGGAAGUAGGCUUUAGAAGGUGGUCAAUUUUGGCCAUGAAGGGAUUCACAUGAUCAGAAACAAUAUUCAAAUAGUCUGUGACAUUCAAGUGAUAACUGAUUGAUAAAUAGUGUGUCAAGAAAACAUUCCCCACACCAUUACACCACCUCCACCAGCCUUGCAGAGUUGCUGCAGUCUUUCUGUCAGCUUGGACAGGUUUGGCCAUUCUUCCUUAAUCUCUCAUUAACAAGGUGCUUUUGGUCUACAAAACAGUUGUUCAAUGGAUGUUUUUCUUUUUUGAAUCAAUCCAAGUAAACUCUAGACUGUCAUGUCUGAAAAUCAGGUUAUAGAAAUACUCAAAGCGGUCCAAAUCAUCUGACACCAACAAUCAUGCCACUGAGAUCACACGUGUCCUUCAUUCUGAUGGUUGAUGCGAACAUUUACCCGUUGGCUCGUUUCCACACGAUAACUGCGUCGAUGAGCAGGUGUAUCGAUGUUUCUCAUUUAUGUUCCAUAUAUUGUACUCAAUAAGAAUGUGGAAAUUGUUUUGUUCAUUCACAUCACCAUGUAAAGAGUUUUCCCAAGCUGCAACACAACUGAGAUCACACAAGUGAGAUUGACUUUUGUGUAGUAAAACCUAAAUCCCUGAAUUCUGUACAAUAGUGUAGAACCAGCUCAUUUGAAUUAUUCUCUGUGCAGUGUUUGUGGGAGGUUUAUACUGGAGUAAUGAUUAUUGUAGGAUGUUUCUUCUUCGAGCGGAUACGUUUAACUAGCCAUUAUUUUUCCGAUAGCAAAUGAGAAAUGCACUUUACUUCCAAUACAAUACUAGGUGCUUUGUCCAUAGAACUAGUGUUAAUAUUUAAAUACAAUGUUUUUGAAUUUAGUUCAGCUUGUGCCAUUUUCUGUUAGUAGUUAAUUAAAAUGAAUAUUUAUACAAGAUUAAAUGUAGACGGACUAAUAUUUAUUUACUCUGAUGUGGAUAUCAUAUGGCCGGGUCUCAGAAUGAGGACAAAUUGUAGAAUUAUGAAUGAAAAGAGAACACACGCAUGCGCGCACAUGCGCACACACACACAUUAUGAAUCACCACAUUCUAAUUUAUCACUGUAUUAAAAAAAAAGGAUUUAACUCUGUUUCUGUACUCCAGGUGAGUAAAGCUAUUUUAAUGCCAUUUUUUGAAAGGUAAAUAUUAUAUUAGCUUGUUACUAAUGGCAAAAAGAGAUGCAGUGUUUUUCUGAUAAACACACAAGGACUUUCUUUGGCAUUCUUACAGAUUUCUACACACACUGACUUUGGGCAAAAUAAUUUCCUGAUUGCUUGUAUAUCAGUGACACCAGAGAGAAAUAAAAUCUAGCAAUGUCACUUGGCUCCAUUAUUAAUAACCUUGUGACUUUUGGAGGUCUAAACUAAAAGGUAUGAAAACUGCUGUAUUUUUGACUAUAUUGCUUACAAAUAGCAACUUAAAGCAAUUUUGUUUUUCUAAAAACAACAACUUA